UAGCACAACACAUCAACCUCUAAUUGUAGCAUCUACUAGGAUGGAUUAAGUUGUGUGUUCGCGAGACUUGCUUUAAGGGGGAAUAAUUGACAGCUUUAAAUUGAAGUUAUUUUUUUUUUCACCUCAUCAUUUCAGUGUCAUUGCAAUAUGUUUCUUACAGUUACCGUUCUUGUUUGUUGUUUAGUAAAUACACAUUACUGUCUUCUGUCUAGGCUCCAGAUUCCUUCAGACGUCUCACAACACAAGUUCUCAUCUACUUCUACCAAAAUUAAAGAUGAGUCCCUGCUCCCAGUGCCAGUGCUAAUAGAGUUGUACGGCGAUCCAAGGUUUCAUCCCAAGGUAAAGGUCAAGUUGACCACGCCUAGCUCUGUCCUCAAUCUCGAUCUGACCAAGGUGGAGACAAUCCUUCACCAUGAUGCCAAGGUCAUUACAAUCCUUCCUGAUUCUAAAGGCCAACCGGACUUCCAAAUAGAUGACAUCCAGUCAGACGUCAAAAGAAUAUCAAACCAAUUCUUUCACAACGCUGAUUAUGGCACGGUGGUCAGUCUGAGGCGGCACCAUGAUGGACAGUAUCACAUGGAAGGUCAUUUAGACCGUGUCAUCGUCAUAGCUCCACCUUCGUCUCGGACAAGACAUCCCCGUGCCCUAGAUACUCAAAGCCACACCUUGUAUACAUCAUGGGACACCUACUAUCUGGACAACAACCAACCGGACAUCUGGAACUUAAAAGAACACGUGAAAAGAUACAAUCACAUGCUGAGUCUGUUCGGAAACGACUUUGGAAAACUUUCCAACACAACUAUGCAUUUCGGGGUCCCGAAGUCCAACAGAUCUGGAAACAGAUUCUUGGAAGAUGUGACAAGGAAAGCAGACGACGCUAAAAGGGAUCUAGUCCACGAGUCUGAUGACGACAGCUCAGAGGAUUAUAUAGAAGUCCCAGCAGAGUUUGAAGACAAGAAGAACUGGGAGAAAGAUGGCGAUGGCAGAGCACAGAGACGAGCAGACGACAGAGAAGACAGAGGAAAAAGAAAAGACUGGAGAAGAAAGUUUCGAAGAAACAGCAACGGAAAACUCAAAGACCGAGAUCUAGACCAGAAGUAUCAGUUCGGAGAAAACUAUUUUUAUCCAGAUGACCAGAUGAAUGUAGACUUUAUGAGUUUGAUGACUUCUAGGUCAGGGUCAACACGACACAGGCGACAAACAUUAACAGAGUGGGCAGCCUUCGACCUCCCGAGCCUAUUUCAUUGGAACUCGUCAAAUUUGUAUAGAUCUAAUCACGACUAUGUUGUAGAGGUGAUGGUGGUCGUUGAUGCACGUGCCUAUCAAGAGUUCCAGUACGAUUGGUCAACUCUGCAGGUCUAUUUGUUACAUUUCUGGCAAUCUGUAAACACAAGAUUCAAAGAAUUGGUGAAUCCAAGCGUCACCCUGAAAAUAAAGUCAAUUAAUAAAAUAAUUUUUUCAGGUUUUCAGCCUUUCAUCGAAAAUAACCGCAUUGAGCCCGGGUCGGAACUAGUGGAUGUUAACGGCGUUCUGAUGGACUUUAUGACCUAUACUGGGCAGCACUAUGAGUCCAAUCCUUCUUUACCUGACCAUGACAUAGCCAUUCUACUGACUGGUGAAGACUUGUGCAAGAAAAAGUCUGACGGGACUUGGUCACAAAAGACAAAAGGUAUCGCCUUCAUUCGAGGAGGCUGUAUAUCCUCUCGACGUUUUCUGAAUCAAAGCUAUGACCUAGGUGUUGCCGAGGUAGGUCCCGGUUUCAGGGGAGUACUAACGGCGGCUCAUGAAGUGGGUCAUUUACUUGGCGCCUUCCAUGACGGAGAGAAGAACUCUUCUGAUUGUCCCUCUACCAGCGGCUACAUCAUGAGCAGUACAUGGACGGAUCCCUAUGUCUACAACCGAUUCUCAAACUGUUCCAAACAGAACUUAAAACAUUUCCUGGAAAGAACCUGGUAUUCUGAAUGUCUUCUUAGCUCUGAUUCUAACUAUACAUCAGGCUACAACGUACCUACACAAUUACCUGGACAGCUGUACACUCUAGCAGACCAAUGCCAGCACUUUAUAGAGGGCACGCCUUGCAAGAACGUCGCCCUGGACUCGCAAUGUGGUCAGUUAUGUUGUGAGAAGUGGUCGCAGCCAUUCACCAGCAAAGAGCCAGCAGCAGAUGGCACAGUGUGUGGGGACAGGAAGAUGUGUUACAAUGGGGAAUGUUUGCAUCAGGCUCUGAUACCCUUCCAGUGAGGACAAAGACAUUUUAAAUAGCUGCCGGAAAGUUCAUAUGUUUUCAUAUCUCUUACAAUUAAAUUCAUUAACAGAUUGAAAUGUGGAACUUAUGAUUUAAUAUUAAAGUGACACAAUAAAAGAUGUUACAAAAAUGAAA
Molecule: messenger RNA, 2380 nt
Organism: Biomphalaria glabrata
Lineage: Eukaryota; Metazoa; Mollusca; Gastropoda; Planorbidae
Exons: 16
Coding region: 148-2241 (697 amino acids)
Biological process (GO): proteolysis
Molecular function (GO): metalloendopeptidase activity
Source: RefSeq, a predicted model, not a curated record